Messenger RNA from Culicoides brevitarsis, 1688 nucleotides. RefSeq names its product endoplasmic reticulum resident protein 44 (gene ERp44). Bases 94 to 1344 code for a protein of 416 amino acids. Gene Ontology annotation, molecular function: protein disulfide isomerase activity. The transcript is spliced from 6 exons. Gene Ontology annotation, biological process: protein folding. The record is from RefSeq and is a predicted model, not a curated record. NCBI's taxonomy places the organism in Eukaryota, Metazoa, Arthropoda, Insecta, Diptera, Ceratopogonidae. Gene Ontology annotation, cellular component: endoplasmic reticulum-Golgi intermediate compartment; endoplasmic reticulum membrane.
GCUCGAAUCGGUAGUCGCUCCUUAAAAUCUUUGCAGCAGACGAAAAAUUCCCGUUUUCCCCUAAUAAAAUAGUGUAGAAAAAGAAAACAAACAAUGCAUAUCGCAUCAUCGAUACAAAAAGUUGUUUGCCAAUUAUUGCUGUUGUACUUGUUCAGUUGUUCCGUGGAUGGCGAGACAAAGGGAGCAACGCAAUUGACGAAUCAAAAUAUUGAUCUUACAUUAGCAAGUCACGAGCUCGUUUUCAUCAACUUUUACGCAGAAUGGUGCAGAUUCAGCAACUUAUUGCAGCCGAUUUUCGAUGAGGCAGCGGAUAAGGUGCGUGAAGCCUUCCCCGAGGCGGGGCGUGUUGUGAUGGGAAAAGUUGAUUGUGACAAGGAAAGUGCUGUCGCAUCGCGUUUUCAUGUCACAAAGUACCCCACGUUGAAGGUAAUUGUCAAUGGACAGCCCACAAAGCGAGAAUAUCGCGGGCAACGCAGUGUCGAGUCCUUCGUGGAAUUCGUGAAGAAACAAUUGGAGGACCCAAUUAAGGAAUUUCACAGUUUACGCGAUUUGGAGACCCUGGACGACAAAAAACGCAUCAUUAUCGGGUAUUUUGAUCGUCGGGACCAAAAUCCGGAAUACACGAAUUUUAGACGAGUAGCUACUAAUUUGAAAGAUGAUUGUCAGUUCCAUGUCGGAUUCGGAGAUGUUGUCUCUGCGAUGCAUCCUCCAGGAUGGAGUAAAAGUCACCCAAUCGUUGUUUUUAGACCAGAUGUAGCGAUAUCGCACGAAAACGACGAAACGUUCGACGGAAAAUUGACGAAUUUUGACGAGUUGAUGGUUUGGACACAGACCAAAUGUGUCCCAUUGGUGCGUGAAAUUACCUUUGAGAAUGCCGAAGAGCUCACGGAAGAAGGUUUACCAUUCCUUAUCCUCUUCCAUGCUCCCGAUGACUUUGAGUCGAUCAAAGAUUACAAGGCGAUUGUUGAAACGCAGCUCAUUGGAGAGAAACAAAACAUCAACUUCCUCACUGCCGAUGGCAAGCGAUUCGCUCACCCAUUACAUCAUCUCGGCAAAAGUCAAUCUGACUUACCUUUGAUCGCGAUCGAUUCAUUCCGUCACAUGUACUUGUUCCCCCGAUUCAAGGACAUCUACCAACCCGGCAAACUGAAACAAUUCCUCCAAGAUUUAUAUUCCGGCAAAUUGCAUCGCGAAUUCCAUUACGGGCCUGAUCCAAGUGACAAUAAUGCCAUCGAAGGCGGUAACGACGAUGGAUCACGUAAACCAACGACGCCGCCAGAAUCAACCUUUAAGAAACUCGGACCCAGCAAAAAUCGUUACACAUUACUGAAGGAUGAAUUAUAAGAAAACACACAAUUCUAAGCCAAUCUCGUAGGAAAAACAAAUAAAAAAGUAUGAAUGUUGCUGAAUGAGGUGACGAAUGCAUUUAGAACAAACACCGGAUUUUAUUUAGGAAAUUUUUUUGAUGCACGCCUUUUUUCGUUUAACGUGCUUCUUCGUGAUUCUUUCGACGGUUUAAUUAAAUUAAUUAUAAUUAUUAUUAUCGAGUUACUUGAUGAUAUUUGAUGAAUAUCACACAUUUUCAAGUUUUUGGUCAGUUAUUCUACCUCUCUUGUCGUAUUUCAUCUUGAAUUGUAAAGUAUGUUAGUUUUAGAUCUGUAAAAAAAUACAAUGUGAGUCAAUAAAGA